Messenger RNA from Petromyzon marinus (sea lamprey), 11318 nucleotides. It is a transcript of the gene GLIS2, whose product is annotated as GLIS family zinc finger 2. NCBI's taxonomy places the organism in Eukaryota, Metazoa, Chordata, Hyperoartia, Petromyzontiformes, Petromyzontidae. The record is from RefSeq and is a predicted model, not a curated record. Gene Ontology annotation, molecular function: RNA polymerase II cis-regulatory region sequence-specific DNA binding; DNA-binding transcription factor activity, RNA polymerase II-specific. Gene Ontology annotation, biological process: regulation of transcription by RNA polymerase II. Gene Ontology annotation, cellular component: nucleus.
GCCGCGACGGAAUCGAACACCGCCCGCGAUUCGAAUGGGCGGGGCGUGAAUAAUAAACGCUGACGACGAAUCGAAUCGACGGGAAUUAUAAAACAUAAAUUUUGGUGGAUGAAUCGAAUCGAGUUCCCUCCCCCCCCACCCACCACUGCUGCUGCCGUGUGACUGAAUUGGGGAGCGGUGGUGCAACGAUUAGCGCGCCGCGCCACCCGAGUUGAGAUCUCUCCCCCCCCCUCCCCACGGCGAACAACCAGCCCAAGUGUGGUUAGGAGACGACCUCUGAACCCGUCCCCCUGGACCUUCUCCUAGGUCGACUCGGCCUCAAAUGAGCACUCGGUGGGCGGUGCGCAAACGUCUCCGCUCGGGCGACAAAGGCGCUGGUCAGCUCCACACCCCCUCUCGCGGCGGCCCUGCAUAGGCGCUGCUCGCGAGCAGCACUUGCCCCGAGGAGUCUGUCACAGGCUAGCCGGGGGAUCUUUGUCUUUGUUCCGUGGCUGAACGCUCCCCCGUUACCCGGUUCCCGCUGGGGGCUGGGACCUGGGACCCGGUUCCUCGGGGGCCGGGGCUCGGGAGAGAGCGGAGGCGGCGGCGGCGGCGGCGGCUUCCUUUGGAGGGAAGAGCCCUGAAAAUUGGAUUGCUGAACAACCACAUAGUCCCUCUUGGCACCACUGUGACCCAGAAGCCUAAUCCUGAAGCCUGACCGUACAUCUGAAACCUUCCUCAUUUGCCGCACACGUCAUGCACGAGAGAUUUAAAAAUAAAAUCCGAACGUAAUUUUUUUAUAUAUAUAAAAAAAAGUUGCCGUCAGAGCUUCAGCGACGAGGAGCUCACACAUUGGAUGGAUGCGUCUGCUCCGAUACUGAUGAGUGCGACAGAGGGCCUGCGAUGGGCGGCCAGGGCGCAACAUAGCGAUUGCUCGCGUGGGCCUGCCCUGCACGCACAUCCCUAGCCCAGAGACCUCCCAGCGCCAACUCGGGGUCGCAGUAUAAACGACGACACGUGCUGCACAGCACCAGCACAUGAUCCCAAAGUGUUUUUUACUUAAAUUCUCAGAAACGUCCGUGGCUGAACGAAACGUCAAUUUACUUGCGCAGAGUAUACACUUAUUUACAUCAGUCUGCCGACUUCAAAUUGCAGUUGCCCCUUGUUCACGACACUUAACCUAAAAAAAUCCCCAGAAAACACCCCCUGCAAAAAGAACCACCGACCAUCACUACCACCAUCAGAACUCCGAUCGCUUCACCAGCACCGUCACCCCCACGCGUCUGUCGGUGGUCUUGGCUCGCUGGCUCGGCGUCUCGCGCAUGGUGACGCAGACCGUGACCUCCCUCGCGCUGCCGCUUCCUCCUUGCACCGGCCCCACCGUGCCCUCCGCCGCAUCCUGGCCGUCGCGUGCCCCUCGCGUGCCGACGCGGUCAUGGAGGCCUUGUGUCUGGAGGAGCCCCUGGACUUGAAGCUGGGCACCGGGAGAGCAGCGUUAGCAGUGACGGGGGCCGGCGAUGACUGCGGACGUCGCUCUCUGUCCAAGAGCCGAGCGGCGGUGGCGGCGGCCGCUCAGCAAUAUUACGCAGCGCGUGAGCGCGGAGGGCUUGUGCUCAAGAUGGCAGACGACGGGACGGCCCUCAUCACCUCCUUGCCCACGUUCACCUCCACAGAUCUGCUGGAGCAGGCCCAGGAGGAGAGACUGGGCCUGGACGAGUCCACAAGCCUGGGCAUCGCUUUGCACCGCGCCGCUCUGCUCGCCAAAAAGGAAGCAAACAUGAGGUGGGAUAGCCUGGUUCUGCCGCUGGGCCCGGAUGACACAGAUUUCACGGGGCCGCUGACUUGCCAUUGGAAGCGAUGCCAGCAGGUGUUCGACUCGCAGCAGGAGCUGGUGGAGCACGUGCACGACGCUCACGUGCGCGCCGAUCGCGAGGUCGGAUACUGCUGCCACUGGGAGGGCUGCGCGCGCAUGGGGAGGGGAUUCAACGCGAGGUACAAGAUGCUGAUCCACGUGCGCACGCACACCAACGAGAAGCCGCACCAGUGCCCGAUCUGCAACAAGAGUUUCUCGCGCCUCGAAAAUCUCAAGAUCCACGGCCGCUCACACACGGGUGAGAAACCGUACGCGUGCCCAUACCAGGGCUGCAGCAAGCGCUACUCCAACUCUAGCGACCGCUUCAAGCACACGCGCACGCACUACGUGGACAAGCCGUACGCCUGCAAGACGCCUGGGUGCCUCAAGCGCUACACAGACCCCAGCUCGCUGCGCAAGCACGUCAAGGCACACGGCCACCAGCACGGGCCGCCGCCCGACGCUCCGAUCUCCUCCGGCUGCCCCCUCUCCUCCUCGUCCUCCUCGUCCUCCACCACCCUCCCCUCGCCGCCCCCGGUGCUGCUGCCGGGCUCGCCGCUGACGCUGCCGCUGGAUCUGAGCGCCGUCGCGGCGCCGUUCGCUCUCGGCUCGCCCGUGGUCAACCUGAGCAAGGCGGCCAUCAUGGCGUCGCUGCUGUCCGCGAUCACGCUGGUGCCGCCCACGCUGCUGCCGACGCCGUCCUCCUGCUCCUUCUCGUCCUCGUUAUCUCCCGAUGGUGCGACCCCCACGCUGGAGGCACAGUCGCCUACGCGGACUUACCCGCUCGUCGCCCCGUGCCUCGGCAGCAAGACGUCGCUCUCGUCUUUGGGACGGGGUCUCGGAAGUAUUGGUGGCGGCGGCGGAGCUUUCAGCCGGGCGGCCGGAGUUUUGGACGCCGACUUCCUGCUGGGCUCGCCGAUGGCCGGCGGGCUGCUGGCCGGGCUCGGGGGCCUGCCCAGGCUCUCGACGGAGGCGGUGGCGGCGCAGCCGCUGCCGUCCCCACCGCCUGCGUGGCUGCUCAUCUCCCCCGGGCCACUGCUGAUGAGGCCCACAGCCAUCCACACAGAGUGACCACUGCCGCCACCGCCGCCGCCGCCGCCACACCCAUGACGCCGUAUGCUGCCGUAACGCGAUUUUAAAGGAAGACGCCACAACCCAAUAGAACAACGUCGGCAUCGUCAUCUUCACCACGUAAUAUUUAUACCGCACCUCCCAUGCAGUACGUGUCGAUGCGCUCUGUGGCAGAAUGCAGUUCUAGUCUGUGAGUGGACAUGAGUCUGCCAGGAGCGGGUGAUGUUGCUUUGUUGUUUCCAAAUUAAGUAAUUUACGAGUCAUUUGUCAAUUUUGGCAAAUUUGGACCAAGACGCUGGCACACAAGGCCUACUCCUCUCUUUCAUAGUUCGUCACGUCAUCUUUAAUGUCCGCUGUGAAUCAGACGGCACUUAUCUUUUUUGGUAUUACACCCACAGUAUUAACUAUGGCGGUCACUGGCCCUCGGACCUGCGAACCUUUGCAACAAGCGGCAAAUGCGCUACCGCCUGCUCGUGCUGGGUGUUCCAUUCAUACGUUCCCUGAAAAACACUUAUUACAUCUUUUUUACGCUCGCCUCUCUAAAAUAUCGCUUUUACAAUAUUCAAUCACCUGUUGAGAAGAAGAAGAAGAACGGGUGGUCAUUAGAAAUCAGUGGGGUAUCUAUAAAAGGGAUCGCCCUGUAUUUCAAUCGAGGCUGGCAACAGGGCGAAGCGGUUGCGGAAGAGCUCCAGUAGAUGGGACCCAAGGUCCCUGGGCUGAAUUGAGAAUCUCUGCAUCACUUCCAGGGCUGGUAGCGGUUCCUGAGCGCCCCUGGGGGCUUCUCUCAACAGGCAAUUCAUACCGUGCCAAGUGCUGUUUACAUCUAUAAGUUAUGAACCGACCGCUGCGUUGUCCCGCCUGGCUGUCCGAUGAGACGGUACGAGUGGGAAGCUUCGUCGAUGCGAAAAUACAUUCAAAUAAUGGCCAGGCACUCCGCCUCGGCGCUCGAGUGACCUUUUUUGCUACGUUGCCGCAUGUUACAUGGUUUGGCGAUGUCGCAGCGACGUCUACCCGAGUGCUGUGGUCACGUGCCGAACCGUAACUUUAAAGUCCGUUUUCUCGUGAACGAAGCUUCAAGCUCGUGAUGGACAGCCAGAGAAGCACGGCCGUGGCGUGUGAUGCGUCUACACGACGAGGUGGUUGUUUUUUUUGGGUUACGCCUUAUUGUUUUUAUGGAGUUGGUGUUGUAGCGUUCUUUGGCCACUUAAUGCACGGAUUCACGGGGAAGGGAGGGAGGUUUCUCUCCUGCAAUAAACGGGCGCGCGCACUCGCUCCAGCACACACGCACACGUACACACCCGCGUGCAAGGGCACCCGCCGCGUAUACACCCUCGCCUUCCCUUUUUACUCACGUGCUGUACCAGAGGGACGCUUUUUUUCAACGACGUAUGCAUUUGCAUACAUACCUUAGAAGCACUUGUGUGCAUAAUAAUGUAAUUAUGCAUACGCAACGUAUAAAUAUAAGCGGGCCGUAAACUGUUGCUGCUCCGGUGACAACACUUCCGUAGCAUUCGAAUUGAUCUCUCUUUUCUUGACAGAAAAAAACUUACUCGUGCCAUUAGGCCACCUGCAAGCCUUGACAACUGCCGGCCGUUAAUGAAGGCCUGCCAGGCAAAGUGUCAUAUCCUUAUUUUCGCCGGCGAAACAAAGACAUUUUACAAAUCUUACAAUUACACCACAGUGUGGAUGUAACGAUGAAUCCAUUUGUCGAUUCAUAUCGAUUAGUGUUUACGAUUCAUUGCAGUUGAUUUGCUUGUGUCACAUUUCACUGAACGGAGUACAAUGUAAAUGUGUAAAUGAGGCGGAAAAACUAAUUUAAACAGCACAAACAAGAACGUUAAAAUGAGACGAAAAAUAAUCGAUUCCUGAUUCAAACGGUGGAUUUUCUUGUCUUGAGAAUUAACCGAGUUGCUGGGGGGGAGGGGAGGGGGUCAAUCGUCAAAUGCAUAAAAUUGGCAGCAGUACCCGGCUGUAACAAUUCCGGUUCAUAAUGCCAUCCUGUUGUGUUGUCGGCUCGGAUCAGAUAUCCCGUCAACUAUUGGACGAAGCUAAUUCACCGUCGUAAUUAAUUGGCUGUGCUGCCCCCCAGCACAGGCUGCUGGGUUAGACGCUCCCAGUCUCUACCCUCUGGCGCUGCGGGAGGCGAUCGAGCGAUGCGAAUCUGCGCUUUACGAGAAAUAACCACAGGGAAAAGGCGCAUCAUCCAUCCGUUUCGUAAGGUAACCGAACGUUUGAUCAAAUAUUAACUUCUGUUUUUUUAUUUCAUUGGUCAUGAGAAAACCAUUUCUGAUAUUCCUAAUGCGCCACAUAAUGAAGCACUGCCAUGCACCGUUCAUAAACUUCAGUAUUUUUCAGACAAGCUUUACUUAUAAGCGCUGCUGGAUUCGUGUUCGAUGGAUUGAUUUAAAAGUCUGAAUGAUUUAUUUUUACACUUCCAUUCAUUCCUCAAUUCUAAAUUGAAGAAUGAACAAACACCCGAGGCCUUUAAACGCUUUUCGUUGACGACGGCUGCCGGGUUCACUGUGAACCCGCGUGAGCUGAACUAACCGGUGCGCGCCGAGCGAUCGUGAUCCGGCUUCCUGCUCGACCCCCCCCCCCCCCCCCCCCCCCCCCCCACAUGGUUCUCGUCUUUGGGGGGCUUGCGUUGGGAGGACCAGGACGGGCGCAGAUGCUCACACCGGCUUGAGCCGUACCUUGCCAAGGUAUCGGCUUGGGGUGGGGAGGGGGGGGGGGGUGCCCUGUGAUUGGGUUUACGACUACGUUAGGGUUCACGUCACGGGAUUGUGGACACCCGGAUAGAAAUGACGGGCAGACUCGCAAAUCGGCGGAGAGUUUUGUGUUCUCUCGCAACUGCUCUGCCCACUCCAUCUCUGUCCUUUCUCUGUCCCCUGUGCCAGGGUUCUUCAAUUGGUGGCCCACGGGCCAUUGUUGGCAUAUUGAAGGCUCUUGCAGUGGCCUGCCGAGUAAUGGCCCGUUGUGGCUUACCGAGACGUAAAGAGAUUCAGAUGGGUGAGAUGAAAGAGCGAGAAACGAAGAGAAAUAUAUGACACAGCUGGGAAACAAAGCAGUACAUUAGCGGUCACGUAUUCAUACAGUAGGAUGUCAUAUCUCACGUGGCCUGCCAGUGCAUGCUAAUUUUAUUGUGGUCCUCUGGCACAUAUAUUUGAAGAACCCUGUCCUACGCUGUCACCGCUCUCUCUGCCUUCUCUCUCAAUGCCCCCCUUGUACAGUCUUCAAUGUCUGCUGCACCGAUUUGGCUGUUCGAAAAUCUUCUCUCCAUCAUGUCCGACCCGUGUCUUCCUCACCCUCAUGCUCACGCCGCUCACCGAACACUCGCUCCACGCUCAUUCUGCGCUCGCUCACUCAACAUUCGCCCCACGCUCACCCCACGGUCGUUUCACCUCUUCGCUCACCCCACAAUCAUCCCAUGCUUAACCCUGCUUUCGCCCCACGUUUCUCACCACGCUUACCCUCGUGCUCACCCGCGUACUCGCCCCUAGGCUCGGCACACGUGGACGUAGCGCCAGCGUGUGCUCUCGCUCACGCUGGCGCUGAAUUCCAAAUGUUUAACUUUGCACUUUCUUAGGUUUGAAUUCACGUUCCGGUGGCUCGUGACGUUCGAUUUCACAACGCACGUUUAGUUCCCGUAGUUUACAUGAACAUUUUUUUCUUCCCAUGGUGCAUUUGCACCAUUGACGUGUUGCUACAGCGCAACGUGUGUAUUAAGGUUUCACCUCACUUAAGCGUUAUUCUUUAGAGUUGGUAGCAUGCAUCGGCUUGCUUCGUGGUACGUAGUGCAUAUUAAGAUGUUUUUCGGGGGGGGGGGGAUCAUUCCAUAGCCGAGUUAAAGCCGCAAUGAGCAAUUAACUACCCAUGAUUACCGUCGACUAAAAGAAUACGCAUGAAAGGCCCUUGUUUCAAACUAUAUACGAACCCUGAGGACACUGUGUGGCUGACAUUCCAUGUUGUUUUAAUCGGCCAGUCUUGGAUCUGCUAGGCAAAAGACCUCUCAAUGGGUUCUCACUAGGCAUGCAACGAUGCAUCGAUUUUUAAUCGAUUCUUACGCUUUCGAUACGUGUGCAUGCGGUGAAUCGUGUUUGCGUGAAUCGAUCGUUUAAAUUUAAUGCAAAUGAUGCGGCGGUGUCAUUUUAGGCUAAUGGAGCAAACACAUCUGUGCAAAUGAGAAGGCAGAGAGGCCGAGAAACAAUGCAAUUAAGAUCAUAUAAAAAUAUGGAAAAUUAUCUGUUAUUGAAUCGAAUCGCAAUUCCCAAUCAUGACAAAUAAUUGAAUCGCUGGGGAGUGGUGAAUCGAUGCAUGCCUAAGUUCUCACCCUCGUGAAUAGCAUCCUCAUUUCACGAUGCCCGCGUCUAAGACCACUGAGUUCACGAGGCUUUGUCAUUUCUGAACGCCAAGACCACUGUCCCUGCAGAUGCAGAGCAAAAUAUGUGAUUAAAGCACAACUGGUCAUCUACCAAGAAAAUCAACUUCGGCACUACCGGCCCUAAUCAAAAGCCCAAACAUAACUACAGCCUGUAAUUCUAAAUCCUAGCCCUCAACUUUUAUUCUAACCCCUAACUCUUUAUCCUUAACCCCAAACCCUUAACUCUGAAGUUCUAACCUCCUCAACCCUCAUACUCUUUGGUUCUUUUGGUAAAAUACUAACCCCAACCCUAUUCCCUAACCAUUAACUCAAUCAAACCCUACAACCCUAACCCCUUAACACUACACAAUAACUGAAGAAAUGGUGUCCCCUAAUAUUUCAUAAACUGAAAUCAAAGGAAGGCCCUUGAAAGGAUACAAAUCUGAAGUGACAGUCGUCACUUGCUGUUGUAGGGGGGUCUGGCUCCUGACAACUUUGCCGUCGUCACACCCUUUCACCCACUGUCGCCAACUUAGCGAUGUUGUCGCUUAAUUUUGGUGGCUUUCUUGACUUCUCGUGCGACAACUUUUUUUUAUAGCAGCGGGCUUUAGCGGCAAACCGAGUGUGACUGAGACGAAGACUUUUUACUCGUGCAGAUUUAGGAGUGGUUUCAGGUCUGAUUUAAGGAACCCGUAUCAGCUGACUGUGUGUAAUACGUGUCUUAUAACAUUUUAGACGACUUCAGAAGGUCCAUCUGUUAGCGACGUUUUGCGACUUAAUGAGGUCCGUUUUGGAGACAUUCCACAUUGAGCAGCAGUUUGCAACUUUGCCAUUUCUCCCGCGAGACCCCCUACCGUUGUCACGGAUGUCGCAUAUUGCGGUCAACUACUCCCAUCUACUAACCGAGCAAAUGUUACACAAAUAACACCUACAGUAGUGUUUUUUUAAUAUAUAUCGUGCAUAUUGAACAGACUACAUAUUUUCCGUGGCUUACACACCAUGUACGUUGGUUUUGAAAAAUGCACUGUAAGGCUCGGUGAGGGACACUCAGCGCAUUCUGAUUAGCAAUGGACAGCAGCAAAGAAGACUGCCCAACGUCAGACACCCAUAUUUCAUAUAAAUUGUAAUCGUGAGUGUUAUUGCUGUGCUUGUUCUACAUGGUGUCCCCGUAAUUAUGUACCACGACAGUGGUGAAACUCCGGCAUUCGUAUUCACCGCCCACCUCCCCAACGGUUGUGUUUCCUUUGAUCGUCGCGAUUCACGCUCGCGUUUCGAAUCAAGAAUUGAUCACCUUGUUUUUUUUUUUUACAUUGUGGUGAAGGUAGCAGCCACCAGUGGCCGCAAUGGCCACGUGAGCCCAUUUCGCACAACGACGAAUCGAAAUAACGUUGGACGCUUGUGUCGCCGCCCUUCAUAAGGGCGAGAGAUUUAAAUCGAUGGGUCGAUGCCGGGCUACGCCUCCGGUGCCCUUUAAUUAUGAACAGAUAUCUGUCGGAGUAAAAUGUGCACUUUGUAUACAGCAUGUCAUAACAAUGAACAAUUGGUACGCUCUGCAAAGUUGUGCGAAUGCAUUCCAAAUCGCUCAACCAGCCCAUUGUGACGUCAUCGCGUUCAACCAGACUAAACAAUUCCACCUUCCAGCCACCGCCACGAGGGGGCAGGCAGCCAGUGGCUAUCUGAACGGCUUCCAUGUUGGGCCGCACGCGGUCACGUGUUGUGUGCAAUGGGGUGUGUUGACCGUAGUCACCCAUCGCUUUGUUAAUCCUGGUCUUGAGGCAUCCUGGCCUUGAGGUAUCCUGGCCUUGAAGCACCCUGGCUAGCUGGGGGGGGGUCUAUGUACGAGUGUAACCACCGCAUUGUAGUGCAAAUGUCAAACGGGCAGAUCCGAGUCCCAGGGCUUCCUGCCGCAACUGAGAGGAGCGUUGCGAGCCGGUUGGUGACGCGCCCCAACACUGAGUCAGCCACAGUCGUUGGGAGAAUCACUCCGAGCCAUGGGGCAAUGAGCCGCUGCUUGUACGACGAUUGAGGGGCUUUAAUACAUUGCCCAAGGCAUGCAGCUUUGCACUGAAAGUGGUGGCAGUCAAGGGAAAACUCGGUAAUGGAGAGAUGGGUACGUAGCUAUGGAACGCGGUUUUCCCCCCCUUCACCGCUAGCAGUAGGGGGGUGUAAUGAUGCAUCAAUUCAUAGAUUAAUAUCAACACUUCAGCUCACGGCAUAUGCGAGGAUUGCGCGUGUCAGCAUUGAUUUCCAAAUUGCAUGCGACGGGUGUGUAUAUGAAGAGGGGGACUUAAGCAAAGUAAUCUUGCACGCCAUGGUUUCAGCGAAACAGAGAGGGUGACCCAAGAUCUGAAAACGUAAUUCGGCACAACACCUGACAAAGGCCACGCAGAACAGCUCGAAGUGGACCGAUCUCACAGCUGAGGUACUAUCAGUGGCACCCGCAGUGACCGUUGCGGUUAAAGGAGAGGUGACGAUGACCUGUGCGUAAUACAUUCACUAACAAUGUAAACAAAAAUCGACUCCUCAAUCGAAUCGCAACAAUCGAAUCUCAAGGGGAGCGAAUAGUUACGGGCCCCUAGUUAUGGCAAGAAUUGGGCGGUUCCCGUUGCGUUUUGGUACUGCAACGUGUGAUCGCGCAACUCGAUUCGAGUACAGCCAGCAAGUAGGGCCUCACAUCGCGACUAGCCCAGACUGGCCGCGAACCGCUGGUCUUGCCAAUCUUAAGUUUGUACGAAAGUGGCAACAACAACAGCAAAACAACGUUUUUCACCUCGAUAUUUUGCGUGAAUUAUCGCCUCGAGCAGAACUUUUGCUUCAGCCGAGCCUCGCCAAACUGCUGCUAUUGGCGGAACGGUGGAGUGGCUGCGUUGCGUUUGUGACGCAAACGAAAAUGACGCCGUACGCCAUCGUUUUUGAACAGCGUGGCUUUGCAGGCCUGUGGAGGGGGGGGGGGAGAUUUAUGCUUUGCCAACCCUCUGUCCAAGGUGGCUCGUGAGUAGAGCGAGCGAUUUGGAAGGUUUGCGAGUUAACACCCUGCUUUUGGGGUUGAUUCGUCCCAUCAGCCCUCUGGCAUCGUUCAAAUGAGUGCAGCUUUGUGGGGAAAGUCAACAGUGGUUGUCCUAUGGAUAGAACGUGGAAUUUCUGACACUGGCUCAGGACUGUAAACAGCAUGAUGUACCGCGCACCGAUUUCUGAAGCCGAUUAUAUCGAUAUGUACGUGUUUUUUUAUGAAAAAAUGUUGACAAAAGUUUUGCUUUGAAAAUCGUUACACGGUGGAAAGGGUUUCAAAGUCUUAAGCCUGCUGCUAACGUGUGGGUAGGGUUGGCAAGUGUGGAGUUGUGGUUGUGAUAUUGCGACACUCGCAGAGUUAUGCUGCACUUGUUGUUACGUUUUAUUGUUACAAAAGGUUUGUGUACGGUGAGAAUUACCAUUGUGGAAAACGUGUUUGAAAUGAGCUGUUUAAGGAGAUGACAUUUAACUUUUUGGAGGAUUAGCAUGGACGAGAGAGACUUUAAAAAAAAUGCUGGGGCUAGUGUUUAAAUAACACAGUGAUGUAGUUUUAUUUUAAAGUUUAAAUAUUAAAACAAAUAAUUGAAGGGGGGGGGGAGGGAUGUGCUGAGACUUUUUAAAAAUAAUGUUAAUGGUUAUAAAAAGGGGGGCCUCCUUAUAAAUGAGCUGCAUGCGGCUCAAUGGAACUGCCCUGUACAGAGGUAUGACAUUAGAAUGUCAGUGUGGUGUAUGAAUGCUGUGCGCAGACAUGAAGAGGUGAAAGAAGGCCCUUCUGGUCUUGGCCUAUGAACGGUUGCGAACUGGGACCCUAGCAAAAGUGAAAGAUGACAUUCCAUGGGAUGGCUGCAUAGCCUGAGCCUAACUGCCACAUCCAAUUACUGAACCAUCUCUACAGAAUCGAGAUGUAUUUGGUUGAAGCCCAGAGUAGGUGCUAAGAGUGAAACGAUUGUCAUGUGUGGUGAGUUUGACGGUCUUGGCUCCUUCACCAACGGCCACACGAAACAUCCCAGCUACAAUAAAUCGGUGUUUGCACUUUGCUCGAAAUUA